Molecule: messenger RNA, 720 nt
Organism: Adineta steineri
Lineage: Eukaryota; Metazoa; Rotifera; Eurotatoria; Adinetida; Adinetidae
Source: the annotation of a GenBank genome assembly
AUGCUAUCAUCUACAACAAAAACAAAAGAUGCUGAUAAUGGUAAAAAACUACAAGGAUUAUCAUAUCAACAAUCGAACGAAUCAUCAUUUCAUUCUCAAAUGAAUAAUGUUCUCAAUCAAUGGCAAAAAUUACAAGAUGAAAAAGAACAAUGUCGACAACAACAGCUGAUGGAAUGUAUUAAAGAAAAGAAAUCAUCAGAAUAUGAUGAAUUCGAUCGAAUUAUGGAAGAAGAUCUUGGAAAUCAAUUACAAGAACUAGAACGACAAGAAGAAAAAUAUUAUAAACAAAUGGAAAUAACAUUAGAAGAACAAUUCAAACAAGAUAAUUAUAGUGAAGAAUUAGAUGAUGAUGAUGAUGAUGAUGAUGAUGAAUUAGAACGAAUUUGUAUGGAACAACUUGAACCAGUUGAAGAGCAAAAUGAUAGACAAUAUAAAGAAUAUGAGAAACUAAAAUAUCAUCAGCAAUUAUAUCCUGUUAAAGAAGUACAGACAUUGUCACAACAACAAACAUUAGUCAAUAAAUUUCAACUACUUAAGGUUAAUGGAUUACUUAAGAAAACACAACAUAACCUUAUGAAUCUUAAUCAAUGGAAACAAAAACAAGAUAUGCACUUAAAAUUAACUAUGAACAAAACAAAUCUAGUUCAUAAAAAUAAAAUGAUCGAUCUAUUAAGAAAAUAUUCGCAUAUAAAGAAAUAUCGUGUUCAAACAUCAAAAUAA